Messenger RNA from Amaranthus tricolor (Joseph's coat), 2139 nucleotides. RefSeq names its product G-protein coupled receptor 1. The record is from RefSeq and is a predicted model, not a curated record. Gene Ontology annotation, biological process: cell surface receptor signaling pathway; adenylate cyclase-activating G protein-coupled receptor signaling pathway. The transcript is spliced from 10 exons. Gene Ontology annotation, cellular component: plasma membrane. NCBI's taxonomy places the organism in Eukaryota, Viridiplantae, Streptophyta, Magnoliopsida, Caryophyllales, Amaranthaceae. Gene Ontology annotation, molecular function: G protein-coupled receptor activity. The coding region runs from base 78 to 1040 and encodes 320 amino acids.
GAUUAUUAUGUCUGUGGCUCGACUUAAGAAAGAAAAAAUUGCGUCUUGUUUUCGCUAGCUGGUGGUGGAUUUCUGAAAUGGCGGUUGUUUCCGGUGGCGAUCGUCAGUUAUUGGCUACAGUUAACAUUGUGGCUUCUACUCUUUCUUUGAUUGGUUCAUCCUUCAUUGUUCUCUGUUACAUUCUCUUCAAAGAGCUUCGCAAAUUCUCCUUCAAGCUCGUCUUCUAUCUCGCUCUCGCUGACAUGCUUUGCAGCUUUUUCAAUAUUAUUGGAGAUCCAUCUACAGGUUUCUUUUGUUAUGCUCAGGGCUACAGUACUCAUUUCUUUUGCGUUGCAUCCUUUUUAUGGACAACCACUAUUGCUUUCACUCUUCACCGUACUGUUGUGCAACACAAGGCUGAUGUUGAAGAUUUAGAGCCUGUAUUCCACCUCUAUGUCUGGGGCACUUCAUUAGUCAUGACCAUUAUGCGUUCCAUCGGUAAUCAUCAUGGUCAUAUACGCGCAUGGUGUUGGUCUCAAACAGGGCGUGCAGGAAAGGUUGCUCAUUUUGUGACUUUUUAUGCUCCACUCUGGGGAGCUAUUCUUUACAAUGGUUUCACAUAUCUUCAAGUGAUUCGCAUGUUGAAGAAUGCAACUCGUAUGGCAGCUGGCAUUUCAGAACGGGCACACCAAUCUGAUGCUAGGCCAGACAUGAGGGUCUUGAACCGAUGGGGUUAUUAUCCUCUUAUUCUUAUUGGCUCAUGGGCUUUUGGCACAAUCAACCGUAUUCAUGAUCUUAUUGAACCAGGCCAUAAAAUAUUUUGGCUUUCUUUUCUUGAUGUUGGCACUGCUGCACUUAUGGGCCUUUUCAACUCUAUAGCAUAUGGUCUAAACUCCUCUGUGAGGCGGGCUAUCUGUGAGAGAUUGGAUAUAUACCAAAGUAGCUUGUCUGCAACUUAUGAAUAUGAUAAGAGCUAUCUGCCCCUCCUGUUAACUUCGUUUCUGGAAUACAAUUUCGGGAAUCAGAAUGCUUCCGAUAAAUUUGUGAAGAUUGUGGCCUGAGAGACUUAGAAGAUUUGAUAUUCCACUUCGGAGUUCAAAAUUGAGAGGGAGACAAGAAGAAAGUGAAAUGGUUCCUCUUAAAGUUCAAGAGCAGCAAUAGUAGAUUUGAUUCCUCUGGGCUCUUUUGUGCUCUCCUUUGAUGCGGAUUAUUUGAAGAAUGGCAUUCACAUUGACAUGUACAUUUCUAUGACGGAGAGUGAUGUAAUGAUUGAAGGCACAAAGGAAGGAACUUCAUCUUAUAACUCUAAUCAAAUGUGUAAUUACCAGCAGUAGGAACAGCGGUGCACCUGAUAUGGCCAAGAACAAAUUAGGAAUUAAAAAUGGCAAAGGAUACCUUCAAGGAUUGUAGACAUUUGAGAUUCUUUACAACUUGGAGUUUCUUAGGAUGUAACAGAUUCUUCUAGUCUUGGAAAAUUUGAAAUGGGUAAUUAUUUCAUUCAUUUUGGUGUAUUGAUUUACAUGUGGGGGCUAUUAGGAUCAGGAUGUAUUUUCUUUUUAUUUUUGAUCUUAAUUUUGGGUAAAUAGAUUAGGAUUAACUUUGUUUUGGUGUAUGAACUGUUUGCAGUUAUGAGUAACCAAAAUGGUUAAGGUUUGAAAUGGUGAUGCUGAUAAUUUAUAUUUUCUACUGUUGGUGAAGCCAAGCCUCACCAAUUGAAGUUGCAUUGUAGAACGCAUGUAGUCGCAAGGAAACGCUCUUGUGGAAAAGCACGCAUCAUUCUACACGGCAGAUUCUUGUGUGUUGUGUUGUUUGCUACAACAUGUUUGACAUUUGGCCUAAAGCAAUCUCAGCACUAGCUUUGUGUGUUUUGUGCACACAUGUUUAGGUCAAUAUAGGAUUAGAUGACGAGCCAACAAGUCAAGUAUCAGAAUUUUGGGUACCUGUAUUUUAGGGUAUCUAAUGACCUGACCUUCAGAGUUAGGAUGCGAGCUAACUUUUCAACUACAUGAAAUUUACCUAAAAAUGCCGAUAAUUGAUUAUGAAUUCCCCACGUGGAGAUAUACAUAUCUUCUCACCAAUUGCGAAUUUUAGAAAAAUUUGAGCGAAAAAAUUAAAAAAAUUAAGCAAAUAAGCGAAAUUCUAAACUUUUCCCAAAAGUAA